AUGCAUACUUCUUCCAGGCCCAGUAGGGGCACCAACCCACCUGUGUCACAGUUCUCUAUUCCUCGAUUAUGUUCCGUAUUGUUUCUCUUGUCCGGCUUCCCUCUGGCAGAUGGGCUGCAUCACAUGGCCACAAAGGCGCCACGCAAAUCCCUCAAUCGCAGAAAAGCACCCAUCACGCCCUUGCUCAUCACCAACCGAUGUCCUGACGAUAUCUGGCCUGGAAUUGGAACUCAGUCUGGAGAUGGUCCGAGCGAGAACGGCUUCAAGCUGCAGCCUGGAGAAAGCAAGAACCAGACCGUGUCAGAAGAUUGGCAAGGUCGAGUCUGGGGCAGGACCAACUGCUCUUUCAACGAUGAUGGGACUGGACCUGCGCAAGGCCGUGGAAAGGCGUGCAUGUCGGGCGACUGCAAUGGCGUUCUAAACUGUGCAGUAGGCGGUGAUGUACCAGUCUCCCUUGCAGAGUUCACGUUGGAUGCUGGAGACGGACACACCUACUAUGACAUUUCCUUAGUAGACGGCUACAAUAUGCCCAUGGCCAUUGUCCUACAACCCCUCGAAAACGUCACUCUCGAUGACAUCCCGCCAAACCUCACCAACCCCUCAUGCCAAGGCACAGCUGGUCUCCUCGCCUCGCAGGGCUAUGUUCCGUACGAAGAAUACCCCGAUUUCCUCAGGACGAACACUUCAUAUCCCCUACCGUUUGAGGAGGAAGUAGACGAAACCAAAAUCUCAAAAUGGUGUCCAUGGGACCUGCAGCAAUUCCCUCCGGAUAAGCCAGGCGACGGUGUGUAUCCGUAUCCCGAUGACAACAUCCAGAGGCCCAUGUUCAACCCUUGCUACUCCACUUGUGCCAAGAACAACCGGCCCGAAGACUGUUGUACAGGGGAGUACAAUUCAGCCAGCAAGUGCCGGCCCGGCGACUAUUCCAAGAACGUCAAGGAAGUCUGUCCAGACGCGUACAGUUUUGCAUUUGACGACCAGACGUCCACCUUCAUCAUCCCAUCUGGAGCAGGCUUUGAAGUCGUCUUUUGUCCCGGAGCCCGCUCGACGAACAUCCUGGACACGAGCAUGGACGAGAUGCUGCAGCUGGCGCAGAACGGAAAGGUCGACCAUCAGGUUGCCAUGGCUUUGAAAAGGUCCAGGCAGGAGAUGUUCCGGAGAAGCAGUGCAACGCGGACUUUCGGACUGGAUAGCAGUGUUCUCAUGGGCAUGUCUCUUACGGCUGUGUUCUUAUCGUUCGUAUUGUUCGGAUAG
Messenger RNA from Dothidotthia symphoricarpi CBS 119687, 1254 nucleotides. RefSeq names its product Osmotin, thaumatin-like protein. Gene Ontology annotation, biological process: defense response. Gene Ontology annotation, cellular component: extracellular region. The transcript is spliced from 3 exons. Bases 1 to 1254 code for a protein of 417 amino acids. Lineage: Eukaryota; Fungi; Ascomycota; Dothideomycetes; Pleosporales; Dothidotthiaceae. The record is from RefSeq and is a predicted model, not a curated record.